This is a messenger RNA of Musca vetustissima, 1368 nucleotides long. It is a transcript of the gene Uba3, whose product is annotated as nedd8-activating enzyme E1 catalytic subunit. Gene Ontology annotation, cellular component: nucleus; cytoplasm. Bases 3 to 1358 code for a protein of 451 amino acids. The record is from RefSeq and is a predicted model, not a curated record. Gene Ontology annotation, biological process: protein neddylation. The transcript has 3 exons. Lineage: Eukaryota; Metazoa; Arthropoda; Insecta; Diptera; Muscidae. Gene Ontology annotation, molecular function: NEDD8 activating enzyme activity.
AUAUGAGCUCCACCAUGUCACCAGCAUCUACUAGUUCGUUGAACAGCAAACGAUGGCAUAGUUUGCGACAUAUUUUGGAAAGGGCUGGUCCUUUUUGUAAGGCCGAUUUUACGCCGGCUCCUGAUAAUUUGGAAUUUUUACAAAAUACCUGUAAACUGUUGGUUAUUGGUGCUGGUGGUUUAGGAUGUGAGUUGUUAAAAGACCUGGCCCUUAUGGGUUUCGGUGACAUCCAUGUCAUUGAUAUGGACACCAUUGAAUUGUCCAAUUUGAAUCGACAAUUUUUGUUUCGUCGCAACGAUAUUGGCUCCUCCAAGGCUGAGUGCGCGGCGAACUUCAUCAACAAGCGCAUACCAACAUGCCAUGUCACGCCGCACUGUGCCAAGAUACAAGAUUUCGAUGAAUCAUUUUAUCAACAAUUCCACAUUAUCGUUUGCGGUUUGGAUUCCAUUGUGGCCCGUAGAUGGAUAAAUGGCAUGUUGAUUUCAAUGCUACGCUAUAAUGACGAAGAUGGUAGUGUAGAUCCGUCGUCAAUUAUACCCAUGAUUGAUGGUGGCACUGAAGGUUUUAAAGGUAAUGCCCGUGUUAUAUUACCCAGUUUUACGGCAUGCAUCGAGUGUACAUUGGAUUUGUUUCCGCCACAAAUUAAUUAUCCCCUAUGCACGAUAGCUAAUACACCCCGACUGCCGGAACAUUGCAUUGAAUAUGUCAAGAUAAUACAAUGGGAUAAAGAGAAUCCAUUCAAUUGCACCUUGGAUGGUGAUGAUCCCCAGCAUGUUGGUUGGGUAUACGAACGUGCCUUGGAGCGUGCCAAUCAGUAUAAUAUAAGUGGAGUGACAUAUCGUCUUGUUCAGGGUGUUAUAAAACACAUAAUACCCGCGGUGGCUAGUACCAAUGCAGUUAUUGCCGCUGCCUGUGCAACGGAGGUAUUUAAAUUGGCCACCAGCUGUUAUGACAGCAUGUCCAAUUAUAUGAAUUUCAAUGAUAUCGAUGGCAUUUAUACGUACACCUAUGCUGCAGAGAAAUCGGAAAAUUGUUUGGCUUGCAGCAAUGUACCACAGGUUGUGAAUAUCGAAGAUCCGAAUACAACGACUUUGGAGGAUUUAAUUAAGAUCUUGUGCGAAAAUCCUCGCUUUCAAAUGAAACAGCCAGGUAUCACAACUAUGAUGGAUGGUAAAAAUAAAACACUUUAUAUGUCGACAGUAAAAAGCAUUGAAGAACGUACUCGGGCAAAUCUGACCCAAUCAUUGGGUGAACUGGGCCUUAAGGAUGGCCAACAAAUAAAUGUGGCCGAUCAGACAUCACCAAAUACCAUAGUUUUGCAAUUGAAAUACAAUGCCAAUGAAGUAGAAAUGAAUUAAAAGAAAAAUA